AAGGCUCCCUUCAGUUUGAGGACAAAUGGGACCAGAUGCGUCCCAUCGUACUGAAGCUCCUACGACAGGAGUCUGUCACCAAACAACAGUGGUUUGACUUGUUCUCAGAUGUCCAUGCUGUGUGUCUGUGGGAUGACAAAGGUCCAGCUAAGAUCCACCAGGCCCUCAAAGAGGACAUCCUAGAUUUCAUCAAACAAGCACAAGCGCGGGUGUUGAGUCAUCAGGACGACACAGCGUUACUCAAGGCCUACAUAGUGGAAUGGAGGAAGUUCUUCACACAGUGCGACAUCUUGCCCAAACCGUUCUGCCAGCUGGAGAUCACUCUGAUGGGGAAGCAAGGGAGCAACAAGAAGUCUAACGUGGAGGACAGCAUCGUCCGCAAGCUGAUGCUGGACACGUGGAACGAGUCAAUUUUCUCCAACAUUAAAAACAGGCUACAAGACAGUGCUAUGAAACUCGUCCACGCUGAGAGACUAGGAGAGGCCUUUGACUCCCAGCUGGUCAUCGGAGUGCGGGAGUCCUACGUGAAUCUUUGCUCCAACCCUGAUGACAAGCUGCAGAUCUACAGAGACAACUUUGAGAAGGCGUACAUGGAUUCUACCGAGCGUUUCUACAGAACACAGGCCCCCGCUUACCUCCAGCAAAAUGGCGUCCAAAACUACAUGAAAUAUGCUGAUUCAAAGCUGAGGGAAGAGGAGAAACGUGCACUGCGAUACCUGGAGACGAGACGUGACUGUAACUCUGUACAAGCAUUAAUGGAAUGUUGUGUCAACGCGCUAGUAACGUCGUUCAAGGAGACCAUCUUAGCCGAGUGUCCAGGCAUGAUCAAACGAAAUGAAACAGAGAGUGAGUACGGCAGGACUGCUCCCACCAAAGGCUCAGCCAGCUCAGAGUUACAUCUGAUGUUCUCUCUGAUGGACAAAGUGCCCAACGGGAUCGAACCCAUGCUGAAGGACCUGGAGGAGCACAUCAUGAGCGCUGGCCUGGCGGAUAUGGUGGCCUCAGCAGAGACAAUCACCUCUGACUCAGAGAAAUACGUGGAGCAGCUGCUCACCUUGUUCAAUCGUUUCAGUCGACUAGUGAAAGAAGCUUUUCAGGACGACCCACGCUUCCUCACAGCCAGAGACAAAGCAUACAAAGCUGUUGUGAACGACGCCACUAUAUUUAAGUUAGAACUUCCUUUGAAACAGAAAGGGGUAGGUCUGAAAACUCAACCAGAGUCAAAAUGUCCAGAGCUGCUGGCCAACUACUGUGACAUGCUCCUGAGGAAGACCCCGCUGAGCAAGAAGCUCACGUCUGAAGAGAUAGAAGCCAAGCUCAAGGAAGUGCUGUUGGUGUUGAAGUACGUCCAGAACAAAGAUGUGUUCAUGCGCUACCACAAAGCCCACCUGACCCGACGUCUCAUCCUGGACAUCUCAGCGGACAGCGAGAUAGAGGAGAACAUGGUGGAGUGGCUCAGGGAAGUAGGAAUGCCUGCUGACUAUGUCAACAAGCUCGCCAGAAUGUUUCAAGACAUCAAGGUGUCGGAAGACCUCAACCAAUCGUUCAAAGAAAUGCACAAACAUAAUAAACUGGCUUUACCAGCGGACUCUGUCAACAUAAAGAUCCUAAAUGCUGGAGCCUGGUCGAGGAGCAGCGAGAAGGUUUUUGUGUCUCUUCCUACAGAGCUGGAGGAUUUGAUACCAGAGGUAGAAGAUUUCUAUAAGAAGAACCACAGUGGGAGGAAGCUGCACUGGCAUCACCUCAUGUCCAACGGCAUCAUAACAUUUAAGAACGAGGUGGGUCAGUAUGAUCUGGAGGUGACCACCUUUCAGCUGGCCGUGCUGUUUGCCUGGAACCAGAGGCCCAGGGAGAGGAUCAGCUUUGAAAACCUGAAGUUAGCCACUGAGCUGCCGGACGCAGAGCUGCGACGCACUCUCUGGUCUCUGGUGGCGUUUCCCAAACUGAAGCGCCAGGUGUUGUCGUACGACCCAGUGGUGUCAUCACCCAAAGACUUCGCAGAAGGAACAUUAUUCUACGUCAACCAGGAGUUUUCUCUCAUAAAAAACUCAAAGGUUCAGAAAAGGGGGAAGAUUAACCUGAUUGGUCGGCUGCAGCUCACCACCGAGCGAAUGAGGGAGGAGGAGAACGAGGGCAUCGUCCAGCUCAGGAUACUAAGAACACAGGAGGCCAUAAUCCAGAUCAUGAAGAUGAGGAAGCGCAUCAACAACGCCCAGCUGCAGACGGAGCUGGUGGAGAUCCUAAAGAACAUGUUUUUACCACAGAAGAAGAUGAUCAAGGAGCAGAUCGAGUGGCUGAUCGAUCACAAGUACAUAAAGAGGGAUGAGACCGAUAUAAACACCUUCAUCUACAUGGCCUAGCACAACACAUCGGGAUGACUCGUGUUGACUGUGGUUUCAGUGGAUCAGGCCUGAUGGACACUAGAGAACUUCCAGGCUUCCCGUCCUCUAUUUAGAAUAAAAAAUCAAAUCAAAUCAAAAACUUGUGCAGGGAGGCAUGAAUUUAACUCUGAGACCUAUUUAAAAAAAGUGGAACUUCCUGCCUUAAAGUUGUACAAAGAAAAAAAAGAAGAAUGCAAAUGUUGCAUUGGGAGUCUGCACCAAGUGUUUUUAGAUGGAGGGAGUUACCUUUGCUGUCCCAAUGAGGCUGCUCAAUGUUAAUGGUGAGUUUUUGAUGCCAUGGUUGUGUCACUGGGCGGCCGCUACACUCCUGCUCCAUGCUUGUGCAAGUCUAGAGGCAUGCUGACAGGAAAGGAACUUUGGAUCUCAAAAUAUCUGCAGUCCAGUUUUAAUCCUCGUCAAACCUGCACCGUCUUAACCGAGAGAGAACACAACAGGGCGCUCUGCAGUCAAAGGCGACGAGUCGGUGCGUCGCUGAGGCCCUGGCGCUGUCGUGACUCCCUGGGGUCAGAGUUCAACCGGUCAUGCACUUAAUCCAGACAUUCAGUGUGUACAAAUAGCCAGAUAAGCACUUCACAGUUUGCAGGACUGAAGCCGACAGCGAUGUAGACUCCGACUCUUAACCACGUCCAGCCUCUGUCCCUGGGUAAAAAAAAAUAAAAUAAAAAAAUGGACAAGGUGGAAAGGAAAUGAGCAUAUUGCUAUAAUCCAGAGUCUGUUUCCGUCUGUCAAACGUACCCAGAGGCAGAGGUGGUGUUGGAGUUCAAACGGGAGCUCAUGUGUGUUGAAAGCUCUCCUUUCUGCAGGAAGCCUGGGAGAAGAGGCUGAGGUCAGUAUUACACAUGCUAAAUACUACAAUUCAAACUUUAUAGGAGAGUAUCAUGAGAUGUGAAAAAUGAAAUGGUUGAAUAAACAGCACCUUAUUAUAAAA
Paralichthys olivaceus (Japanese flounder) is the source of this 3330-nucleotide messenger RNA. The record is from RefSeq and is a predicted model, not a curated record. Lineage: Eukaryota; Metazoa; Chordata; Actinopteri; Pleuronectiformes; Paralichthyidae.